Molecule: messenger RNA, 1119 nt
Organism: Dinoponera quadriceps
Lineage: Eukaryota; Metazoa; Arthropoda; Insecta; Hymenoptera; Formicidae
Gene: Vajk4
Product: repetitive proline-rich cell wall protein 2-like
Exons: 2
Coding region: 1-1119 (372 amino acids)
Source: RefSeq, a predicted model, not a curated record
AUGAAUAUCAAGAUCGCCAUCUUUUCGGUGGCGUUGGCCACCCACGUUCUAUGCGCGAGGGCAUCGAGCGAGACGGACAGCACGAACGUCGAGGCGGGCCUAACGGAGAAGAAAACGGAGAAGCGCGGACUGCAACAUAGUUUCGGCGACCUAGGGGGUGGCGACUACCACGGCGGAGGCGGUUCGUACGACCAGCACGAGCACGUGAAGACUGUGACGGUCGUGAAGAAAGUGCCGGUACCGUACGAAGUAACGAAGCACGUGCCCUACCUGGUGGAAAAGCACGUGCCCUACGAGGUGAAGGUCGGCGUACCGCAGCCCUACACCGUGGAGAAACACGUACCCUACCCGGUGAAGGUGUUCGUCAAAGUGCCGGUGCACGUGCCGCAGCCGUACACCGUGGAGAAGAAGGUGCCGUACGAGGUGAAGGUACCGGUCGACAAGCCCUACGAGGUCAAGGUAUUCGUGCCGCAGCCCUACACCGUGGAGAAGCACAUUCCGGUGCCCGUGAAGGUGCCGGUACCGCAGCCUUACACGGUCGAGAAGCACGUGCCCUUCCCGGUGAAGGUGAAGGUGCCGGUGCCGCAGCCGUACCCGGUGGAGAAGCCGGUGCCGUACGAGGUGAAGGUACCGGUCGAUAAACCGUACCCGGUGCCGGUACCGAAGCCGUACCCGGUCACCGUGGAGAAGCCAUACCCGGUGCCGGUGGAGAAACCGGUACCGUACGAGGUGAAGGUGCCGGUCGACAAGCCGUACCCAGUGCCGGUGGAGAAACCCUACCCGGUGCCGAUCAAAGUUCCGGUACCGCAGCCGUACCACGUGCACAAGCCAGUGCCGGUGCCGGUGCACAAGCCGGUGCCGGUGCCGGUGAAGGUGCCGGUUGACAAGCCCUAUAUCGUCGAAAAGGAGGUACCGGUCCCGGUUGAGAAGGAAGUGCCGGUACCGGUGAAGAUACCGGUUCCUGUGCCGGUGCACAUCAAGCACGACGAUCACGGUGGUGACCUGGGCGGCGGUUACGGCGGAGGUGGCGACGGCGGCUUGGACGCGCACUCCGCCGGUUACGGCGGCGGUUUCGGCGACGGCGGCGGUUAUGAUUUCUCGCACUCGAUCCACGGCUGA